Populus trichocarpa (black cottonwood) is the source of this 2923-nucleotide messenger RNA. RefSeq lists its product as uncharacterized. The coding region runs from base 251 to 2380 and encodes 709 amino acids. The record is from RefSeq and is a predicted model, not a curated record. The transcript has 7 exons. Lineage: Eukaryota; Viridiplantae; Streptophyta; Magnoliopsida; Malpighiales; Salicaceae.
CUCUAUAGUCUUAAUCUCCAUCAACUGGCACUCCAUCGCCGGUGACGCUCCACCUCUCCUCCCUCUUCUCUCCUUCAUAGUUUUUUUUUUUAAUAAGAAUAGUAAUAAUCAAAACCAUCAAAUAUCAAACACAAAUCUGCAACACUACACUGUCUCACUCUCAUAGAUACAUUUAUAAUUCCCAAAAUCUCCUUCACUUUCUCUCGAAUUGUUGUUAUUUUGUGUUAGUAAUUUCCAAAUGUUUUGAAAAAUGGCGCAGCACAGGCAUUACACUAACGGCACGUCGGAUCACGUAUCCGUCGGGAUUCGUGCGUCGUCGUCUAGCUCGCAACAGCAGAAGUCGGGUCGGGUUAGAAGAUUAGGUUACCGAUCCGAUAAGAGUAGCCGAGGCGGGUUGUCAUUGAUCGGUGCGGUCAUUGUGUUUUUGUGCCUUGCCCUUGUUGUUACCGUUUUAGCUUACUAUUUCCUCUCCAACGAGAAUACCACUAAUGACAAAGGUGUAAAUGAUAAUCAUGUUGAGGAUGAUGAGAUGAAAAAUGAUGAUUUUCUUACAAAUGUUACACGUACUGAUACUAUUAAAGUUCUUGGGUUUGGGCAAGGUUCGGUGGGACAUGGACGGGAUUCUAGGUAUUGGGAUACGGAUGAUAGGAGAAGGGAUGAAGAUUACAAUGAGGAUGAUGUUGAGCAUGAUAGCAAGGUUCAUAGGGAUGGUGAAUCUAGUGAGAAGGUUCAUAAUUUGGUGAAAGUGAAGAAUUACAAGGAGAAGGCGAAGAGAGUUGAAGAUAGAAAGGGGGUUGGGUUGUAUAAUGAAGAUGGGCGCAAAGAGUUGAAGAUGUAUGAAAUAGAGUAUGAGGCUUCUUUGAAGAGCACAGGAAAUUUGGGAAACAAAAGUGAUAUAAAAAAUUUGUUACUUGAUGAUGAGGAUAACGGGGAACAGAAUGGAGCUGCUGAUAGUGAGAAUGACUAUGACGAUGGUAUAGAUUUUCAUGAUCCUCGUACGGAGGAAUAUGGUGGCGAUUCUGAACAUGACAAGGAGGAAAACUCCAGUGAAACAACAGUACAUGUCAAAGAUAAUAGAGUGUCUUCUAGUUUUCUUGAUGCUAAAACCAAGGAUCAAAAUAGUGCAAAGGACAACCAGGAAGAUUCCUCGAGUUUGUUAGAGAAGGGUUCUUCGAAUUCUCAGAGCUCGGAUGAUGGUAACACUGAAUCUCGACAUGCCGAUAACAUUGGUGGUCGUUCUACAAGUAAAUCCCGGUCAGAUUCGAAGAAAAAAUCAAAGCGUCACAAAUAUUCUGGUUGUGGGAUGAAAUUUCUAAAUUCCACUACAAGGCUUGUGGAGCCUUUUGAAAGUAGGAAGUUUGCAAGAUUUUCCUUGCAGUAUACUGAAAUUGAGGAGAAGCCUGAGGGACAAGAGCAAUGGGAGCCCAGAUUUGCUGGGCAUCAGAGCUUGCAUGAACGGGAAGAAUCUUUUUUGGCACAUGAUCAAAAAAUAAACUGUGGUUUUGUCAAAGGUCCUGAAGGAUCUUCAAGUACAGGAUUUGAUUUGGCAGAAGAUGAUGCGAGUUAUAUAAGUAGAUGCCAUAUUGCUGUGAUCUCUUGCAUCUUUGGGAAUUCAGAUCGUUUAAGAUCACCAGUACAUAAAAUGGUCACUCGUUUAUCAAGGAAAAAUGUCUGCUUUGUAAUGUUCAUGGAUGAGGUUACUUUCCAAACGCUUUCUUCAGAAGGCCACAUUGCAGAUACAGCUGGUUUUAUAGGUUUGUGGAAGAUUGUGGUGGUGAAGAAUCUACCAUAUAAUGAUAUGCGAAGAGUGGGUAAAGUGCCAAAAUUGUUGCCACACAGGCUUUUCCCUUCUGCAAGGUAUUCAAUUUGGUUGGAUAGCAAGUUACGUCUUCAAGUUGAUCCUCUUCUGGUUCUUGAGUACUUUUUGUGGAGAAAAGGUUAUGAAUUUGCCAUUUCUAAACACUAUGAUCGGCAUUGUGUAUGGGAAGAGGUUGCUCAAAAUAAGAGACUGAACAAGUAUAAUCACACUGUCAUAGACCAGCAAUUUGCUUCUUACCAGACUGAUGGGCUGAAAAGAUUCAAUGUCUCUGAUCCAAACAAGCUCCUUCCCAGUAAUGUGCCUGAAGGGUCUUUAAUUGUGAGAGCGCACACUCCAAUGUCAAACCUAUUUUCCUGUCUCUGGUUCAAUGAGGUUGAUCGCUUUACUCCUCGUGAUCAGCUGAGUUUUGCUUUUACGUACCAGAAAUUGAGAAGGAUGAAUCCUGGCAAACCAUUUUAUCUUAAUAUGUUCAAGGAUUGUGAGAGAAGGGCCAUAGCGAAGUUAUUUCGUCACAAGUCGGAGGAGAAGCGAAGUACUCCUCGUCAAGAAGCAGCAGAAUGAAACACAUUCAAGUUAUCUUUUCAUCGGAUGACUCUGUCUGUACAUUAUUUUUUGCUACACCCAGUCCACCAAGUUUGAGAGCCUGACAGUGGUAUGCGUCCUUCUAAUGCCCCAAUAUAUUACAGUAAAAGUGAUGGUUGUGGACCAUUUUGUCCUGGAUCUGCAAUUAAGAUGUGAGGAAAGUCCAAAGCAGAAGAAAAGUUUUAUUGGCGAGAUUUGUUGGGAUGAGGUAAUAUUGCUGCUGUCUCUCUCUGACAUGAAUUAAAUACCUGUGGAAAAGAAAUUUGUGAUCUACCAUGUCUUAUUGUACCGAUUCAAUUCACCAUUUAUUGCUUCAUCUCUAGGCCAUUAAUGUCACAGUGCCUUAUGCACUAUUGCUUCCACUAGAACUACACUUUAUCUUUUAUUGUCUUAUAAAAACUAUUUGAUUUUCCCUACAUUAUUGGGUAUCAAAAUUGGCUGUUGUUCGUAACAAUUUUUUUAUGUAUAAUGAGGUUUGUACGAUAUAAUGUUCUUUUAUUGAAAUUGCAGUUUGAGAACUCA